AUGGAAAUCGAUGGCAAAACGAACCUUCUUCUUCUAUUUGGAUUUUAUCUUCUUCUCUCUUUGAUUGCUUCAUCUGAUUCAUCGCUUCAGUAUGACUAUUAUCGACAAUCCUGCCCUGAAGCGAACCAGAUUAUUAAAUCAACUCUACGCCGGAUCUACGAUCGAAAUUCGAGUGCUGCUCCAGCUAUUCUUCGCCUGGUUUUUCACGAUUGUUUUGUACAGGGAUGCGAUGCCUCGGUACUUUUGGAUCCCACAGAAAUAAUGGGAAGCGAGAAAGACACUCCACCGAAUCAAUCUCUGAAAGGAUUUGAACACCUUGACAUCAUCAAAGCCGAAUUAGAAAAUGCAUGCCCUGGUGUUGUUUCUUGUGCUGAUCUUCUUGUGUUGGCUGCUCGUGAGAGUGUGAUUCUAGCUGGUGGACCAUUUUAUCCAGUUCACACAGGUAGAAAAGACAGCAGUCGAUCUUUCCCUCAACUCUCAUACGAGCUUCCUAGUCCCUUAGAUGAUCUUUCCACAAACAUUGCAAGAUUCGCAACAAGAGGUUUCACUGACAAAGAAACAGUCACUCUUUUAGGUGCUCAUAGUACUGGAAUGAUUCACUGCAAGUUCUUCGAAAAAAAGACUAUACAACUUCGGUGGAACAGAUAA
Molecule: messenger RNA, 648 nt
Organism: Lactuca virosa
Lineage: Eukaryota; Viridiplantae; Streptophyta; Magnoliopsida; Asterales; Asteraceae
Source: the annotation of a GenBank genome assembly